Molecule: messenger RNA, 6050 nt
Organism: Sardina pilchardus (European sardine)
Lineage: Eukaryota; Metazoa; Chordata; Actinopteri; Clupeiformes; Clupeidae
Product: equilibrative nucleoside transporter 2
Exons: 13
Coding region: 165-1553 (462 amino acids)
Biological process (GO): guanine transport; adenine transport; uridine transmembrane transport
Cellular component (GO): plasma membrane; basolateral plasma membrane
Molecular function (GO): nucleoside transmembrane transporter activity
Source: RefSeq, a predicted model, not a curated record
GGAAGUAGCUGCUGCGUAGCAUCUAGCAGGCUUAUGAAUCAGACGACCACGUGUGUGGACUGUGUGGUGCCAUCGUUCGUUCGCCACUGUCAUCAGAGGACACCGGGAACACAUAUUGUCGCCCGUCGUCUCUUUGUUCAGUGGCGUCGGCAAAAUUUGGCAAGAUGACUGACGAGGGUGCUCCCAAAGACCGGGGAUGUCUCGUGGGCGUCAUUUUCUUUAUCUUGGGUCUGGGGACACUCCUGCCCUGGAACUUCUUCAUGACUGCCUCACAGUACUUCAACCAUCGAUUGACACUGAACACGACGGAUUGGAGUAAUGACACGGUCACCGCCACUAAAGAGUAUUACUUUGACAAUUGGAUGACUCUGCUAUCCCAGCUGCCCUUGCUGCUCUUCACGCUGCUCAAUUCCUUCCUGUAUCCCCGGAUCUCGGAGAUGAUGCGCAUCGCCGGGAGCCUGGUGUGCAUCCUCAUCCUCUUCAUCUUCACCGCCGUCCUUGUCAAGGUCGACAUGGAGCAGGACCGCUUCUUCUCUGUCACCAUGGCCACCAUCUGGUUUAUCAAUUCGUUCGGCGCCAUCGUGCAGGGCAGUCUGUUUGGCCUGGUGGGUCUGCUCCCGCAGAAGUACAGCACCAUGUUCAUGAGCGGGCAGGGCCUGGCCGGCACCUUCGCCGCUGUGGCCAUGAUCCUGGCCCUCGCCAGUAAUGCUGACGAUGAGACAGCUGCCCUUGGGUACUUCAUCACCCCGUGUGUGGGAACCCUUAUCACACUAAUGAGCUACCUGCUACUGUCCAAACUGCCUUUUGCCCAGCAUUACCUGAUUAAAAACAAGUGCAAGAACUAUGAGCCAGAAACAACCAAUCAACUUCUGCUUACAGAAGAGAACGGCAAAGCUAAUGGAAAAGCCAACGGUCACGCCAACGGCUCCCCUCUGAAUAACGGCAGCAUGGAUGCCACGCCGUCGUCCAGCGAAAGCCAACAAGCCUUCCUGUCACUCGAGGCGGACAAGCAGGACGAGGAGAAACUGUCCGUCAUCGAGGUCUUCAAAAAGAUCUGGGUCAUGGCGUUCUGCAUUGUCUUCAUCUUCACCGUAACGCUCUCCGUGUUUCCCGCAGUGACGGUAGAUGUGAAGUCCGUGUACGGGGGAGAAUGGGAUAAGUACUUCAUCUCGGUGUGCUGUUUCCUGUUCUUCAACCUCAUGGACUGGCUGGGCCGAACCAUUACCACACUGAAGCGAUGGCCGCCCAAAGAGAGUCGCUUGUUCCCGGCGCUGGUGGUUUCCAGGGUGAUCUUCAUUCCGCUGCUGAUGCUGUGUAACGUGCAGAAGCGUUCCAACCUGCCGGUGUUCUUCCACAACGACGCCAUCUUCUCCGUCAUCAUGCUCCUCUUCUCCCUCUCCAGCGGAUACUGCGUCUGCCUGACCAUGUCCUACGCACCGCAGUUGGUAGAAGCCAAGGAUGCUGAGACUGCUGGAAUUCUCAUGACCUUCUUCCUGGCUCUGGGUCUAUCGAUAGGGGCCGCCCUCUCCUUCCCCCUCCGCCUCCUCGUAUAGUUGUCCCCUCUGCUCACCCUCACUCCCCGGUCAACCGCCCAACUCUUACCAGCUCACUGGCACGUCACCUCCAAGCCUGUCUAAUCCGUGUUCCAGUGGCUCAGGACAGGAGCCAGCCAAUCAGAUUUCACCAAUCAGAUCACCUGACCAACAGCACUACAUCAUCUACACACAAAAGUCCAGUUUACCAGAACUGAGUUCUUAUUGGUCCCGAUCCAAACCCAGACCUUGUGAGAUAGGUUGACCAUUUGUCUGGCUCCUGUGUCCGGUUUCGAAUGUCCUCCUUUUUGGGGAUUUUGGGUGUGUGCCUUUUUGGCCCUUUAUUUGAUGUGUGCUGUCAUAGAAAUGACGAAAAUAACAACAGCAACAACAACAACAACAAACCAACCAGGGCUUCAUGAUCCGUCUGGCUUUUUGGGUUUUAAGCAGGAGGUAUCAGAAAAGUUUGCCACAAGGAUAACUGGUUUGUGGCGGCCAAGUGUUCAUAUCGCUUAUCGCGAUAUCGCGUUUUGAUCCUUUGAUGUCUUUUUCACCAGCUGGUACCCUGCAGAAGCUGUGCUUCGCCUCCCCUCCACCACCUGGACUUUAUGGGUCACGACUGAUGGUUCUCUGGAGAGGAGCCAGAUCUAUUUACUUCGAUUGGAUCAUGACACGAUCAAGUCCCACUCAGUGAAUAGGUUGCAGUGAUGGAGACAUACUUCAGUUCAGUAUGGGUUAACUCAAUUAUUAACACAGAGGACUGGCUGCUAAAAUCAGUUGGGAUUGAUCUUGAGAUCAGUGGCUUUUUGCAGGAAGGGUUCAAAGGGAGUGUCCACCACGUCUUUCUUCAGGCAGAGACGUGACAAACUGGGACUAGCAUGACUACACUGCUAACGAAGGAACAUGUUACUGGACAUGCACGUGAACAUGCUGAUAAUACACAUACUGUAUGUUGUUGGGCUGAGGUCAACACCCUGCUUGGAUGCAACAUAUUGCCACGAAGAUGGAAGAUUUUACUGUCAGAAUGUCUACCAUUUUGGGAGAAUUUGAAAUGUAGUUCUCAGGUGUCAAAUAUAGUUGUAUAGUGAAAUACAGUUAAUUGCAUAAAUGCAAUUAUGUGGUAUGCAUCUAAUAUGGGUACACGUUAGUGCAGGUGUCAUCUGAUAUUUCAUUCAGUUCGAUAUACUUUUAUUUUAUUUAUUUUAGAAGUGAAGAAUAGGAAAGAGAUUUCAACUCAAAGGGAUGUAAUUUCAUUAGGAAGCCAUUUAAUGUUUUGUCACCCAUGGCAUAUUGACUUGACAGACCAGACUGCAUUGUCUGAACAAAAUGAUUGUAGAUUAUGAGAGAGCUUGUUGAACUUUUUUUUAGAUGUUCUUAAAUCCUUUUUGUAAGUUAAAGUCUGAUGUUACUUAACACAUUAUUAUCAUGUGAAUCAUCUGAUUUUUCUAAAGAACUGCUGUAAAGAACCACAAAGGAAAAAAACAGAAGUCAGUGGAAACCAAGAACUUUAGAGAAGUUGAAGAACACUGACAACCCACCAACUAAAUAGGCUAAUUGACUAAAGCCUAUCUUAUGCUGACAGGAUUUGGGAAAGAUUCCUGAAAGAUUGUAGUCUUUUGAUUAAAGCUUGAAUGAGGGGCAUUAAUUAAAAGACUACAACCUUUCACAAAUCUUUCACAAAUCUUGUCAGUGUAAGGUAGCCUUAAGUAGACCAAGUGGACUACUCAGCAACCAAGUAUCCCAGUGGAAGGGGUCCUGACUUUAUGUGAACUGUCCUCAGCUAUGAUGUGCUAUGAUGUAUAAUACUUUCUCUUUUUGCAUACAAGUACAGUGCACAAAGUACAGUAUACAAAUACAGCUAGCAUGCUUGGUGUCAGAACAAGGUUAUGGUUGAUGAGGAACCUACAUUGUAUGCUUAUAUCUUUAUCUAAGUGCAUUGUACUAAGGACACUAAAUGUGAAGUGGGUCCUUUAUCUGACGCAUUUGAGAAAUGCCUGAACUGCUGCAUCGGGGAGAGUGUUUGUGUCUGUCAGUGUUUGUGAGAGUUUAAAGAGGAAACUCAUUUGAAUGGUUAGUAGACAGUGCAAUCAUUUGCAGUGGUCCUUCGAGGAAGCGUCUGUCUAUGUGUGGGUAUCUGUUAAUGUGUGUGUUUGUGUGUGUGUGGUCUUUGUGUACGUGACUCACCUGACAAGAUGAUGUGUGACUCCUUAUCUAAGUAGGAAGUGGAGUGGGUUGGUCACAUUCCAGACAGCUUCAACUCUGCUAGAGCGGGAAAUCUUCCCUCCGUUUCAAAUUCCCACAUGGAGGGAAAAGCAGUGGCUAAACUUAAAAUAUCUAUGCACAAACGUGUGUGUGUGUGUGUGUGUGUGGUUUUAUGUCAAAAAAGCAGUUAGUGUGAUAUUGGGAUGGGUUUUUAUUAAUUAUUAUUAUUAUUCCUGAAAGUGACUAAAAUUAAGAACAACUUUGAGUAGUAUGAGAAGGAAGUUGCUUAGUUACUGUACAUCAUGAAUUCUGUGUCUUCUCUGUAACAGAUAUGUGCGCAGCCAUUUUGUUUUCAGAGUGUCCAGUCAAAUAGACCUCCAUGCAUUCCCAUCACAGCUGCUGAUGGCCACAACCAUUAAGGCCCUGAUCUGGCCUGUGUCAGAUCCUAACUUUGUCAGGAUCUAUAUAGACCACUUCUGGCACUAAAGUCAGCUAUUGGCACAGCACAGGUCCCCAACUAUUGUGCUACUAAAUCGGUGAGACAAGAUGGCAAUAGCAUGUCUUCUCAACAAAGACAGUGUGAUUGUGGCAGUUUUUUUUUUUCUAAAAAACUACAUGUAUACUGGUGGCGUGUCUGUCACCAUUAUUUAAAGUGCCAACUGUUAUGCUGUUUAACACGCACCAAACAUUUCUAUGAGACCCUUGUCAGGAUGGCUUAUGUAGGCUUGGCUAACCUUAUCAGAGUGCCAUGCUGGAGCUAGUGUCUGUUUUCCAUGAUGCAUCAUCACACAUAGGCCACCAAAUGAGUUUACAUUUGGACAGCAUAUCUUAGGACCACAAAUGUGAAUAUUUUUGUGCUAAAAAAACAUGAGCUUUGUUUAACAUGAUGUUUUUGUUUUUUUUUCCUUUUCAGAAUUCAUGUGUGUGUGUGUGUACUAGGUUUCUAUGGGUUUCUCACUUAAAUCAUGGUUUAAGAGUGUUUUAGUUGUGUUUUUUUUUAAUUAUUGAUAUUGAUGCAUAUGUCAGCUUUGGGGUUUCAUUUUCUAUUUUUUUUGUACAUAUCAUUUUUUUUAUCUUAUUUAUUUCUACAUCAUAGGAUAUACUAAAAGAUCGGUUAGGCUAGUUACACAGAAUCGGUAACAAAUAGUUAGCAGACAUACCAACAUCCCCUGAAUAGUAACUGUAGGCAACUCUUGUCCUUUGUUGAUUUGAAUAAUGAUGACUGAACUUUGUCUAAAAUCGGUAGAUGUGAAUUGUUUACACAAAUAAAGGAACACUGUGCUGUCCAGAUAGCCACACAGAGAGGGACUGGAGAUAACAUUGUUUAAAGUGAUUCUUAAAUGCAUUUUUUUUAUAUAUAUAUUUGGGAGCAGUCAACUGCAACAAAAACCUUCUCAAGGAAAACAUGGGAGUGAGGGAUGAGGAGAUCUGGCUUUGGGCAAGCAAGAGAUCCAGUUUUUACUCGACACAAGCACCUUGAUAACUCAGAAUUUCCUUUCUGUGAGGAGAGCCUGUCUCCCAGACAGAACUUGAGUAGGAGAUUGGCUGUUAAAUCUGCCAUCCUCUCGCCAGAGGUGGGAAAACUCCAGCUUCACAGAGUAAAAGUCAUGAAUGUCAAUCGUGUUGGUUCUACCUGCACACUUACUGUGGCACAGGUGAUCUCAUCAAUUAGCUGCUCUACUGUACCUAGCCGAAGAGUUGUGCUGGUUUAAAUGGAUGUUUGGCACAGAUAGGUGGUAGGACUGUUCAAGACUGACUGAACAAGGCUCAUUCAAGAACUUGAGUAAGGCAAAUUCCACAUGAAUAAUACACCCACUCAGACAACACACACACACUGGGGAUGUACAGCACAAUGGCAGUUUAUUUUGGAGCAACUCUGGUUCAGAUCAGAGACCCAGAGCUGAUCUGGCAUCAGCUGCCAUCUGCUGUUCCAACUAAAGAUGGCGUCUUUUUUAGUUUAUCUUUUUUUUUUUUGGUUAAAAAAAGGGAAAUAAAUUGGAAAAAAGAGCCUUUCCCAUCAGGAGACUGCUAUUACAAUGUUGACAUGUAGAAUGAGUUUUAUUGACCAACAACAAAUGGGCUGUUCACUGGUUGCAACAGGGAGAGUUUUCCACAGGGUGGCGCAUGUGCUCAAUCAAGAAGAAUUGAUUGUGCAAUUGAUUUGUGGUUGCAUUACCUUGGCAUCAAUAAGGGAGCAAGUUCUUUGUGUAUGUUUUUGCUUUUGCUGAGAGGUGUAUGAAAUGAUCAGUCAAAAUUGAUGAUACUGUAAAAAUACUUUUGUUCCUGAUGUUUAAAUUAAAUUAGUUUUGUAAACAG